This is a messenger RNA of Lactuca sativa (garden lettuce), 2018 nucleotides long. RefSeq names its product putative cyclic nucleotide-gated ion channel 7. The record is from RefSeq and is a predicted model, not a curated record. Lineage: Eukaryota; Viridiplantae; Streptophyta; Magnoliopsida; Asterales; Asteraceae.
CACUUAUGUCUCGUCUCCUUUUUGAGUUUCGCUACCGCUUUUCCUUUUUCGCUCUUCGCCAUCCUUAGACACCUUCAACUUUAAUUAUUUGGAAGUUUUAUUCUUGCUUCGUAUUUUUGAUAAAAAAGGAUGUCUGUUCUAAAACAAUUCGAACACCUCAGAAUUAGACUGGAAGUUAUAGAAUCAGCAACCAACAACUUUUCUAAAGACAGCUGCAUUGGAAGAGGAGGAUUUGGGAGAGUCUAUAAGGGAGAGUUACUCCACUCGAAGGGGCAUAGCAUGGUUGCUUUAAAACAUUUAGAUCGUGCGUUUGGGCAAGGAGACUCUGAGUUUUGGAGGAGGUAAUUAUGCUUUCAGUUUAUAAGCAUCAAAAUAUUGUCUCUCUCCUAGGUUUUUGUGACGAGAAAGACCAGAAGAUUCUAGUCUACGAGUAUGCAUCCAAUAGAAGUCUUGACUUGCAUCUCGACAACAAAGAUCUAAUGUGGGUUCGACGACUCAAGGUUUGCCUUGGGGUAGCUCGUGGACUAGCAUACCUUCAUGAUCCUGGUGAGACCCAGCAAAGAGUACUACAUCAUGACAUUAAAAGUUCCAACAUCCUAUUAGACGAAAACUGGAAUGCAAAAAUCGUAGAUCUGGGUCUAUCCAGAUUUUGUCCAGCUAACCAAAAGUAUACAUUUAUUGUGACUAAUAAUACUGUAGGUACAGUUGGGUACUGUGAUCCGUUAUAUUUAGAGUCUGGGAUACUAACAAAGGAAUCGGAUGUUUACUCUUUUGGUGUUGUUUUGUUUGAAGUUUUGUGUGGGAGGUUGUGUUUUGUCAACAACGGAUCCUUUACUCAAUUGGUACGGAAGCACUAUAGACAGAACAACCUAAAUGAAUUUGUUUGGGGUAAUAUAAGGGAUGAAAUACAUCCUAGUUCUUUUAAGGCAUUUUCAACAAUUGCAUAUCAAUGUUUAAAGAGUGACAAUGAAAAACGUCCAUUAAUGAGUGACAUCGUGAGAGGACUUGAAACUGCCCUGCAAUAUCAACUUUCAACAGCUUUAAUGUCAAUGCAGACAAGCCACCCCAGUUUUGAAAAGCUCCAACCAGAAAAGGUUGAUCUCUUAGAACAAGUGAGACGUCACGAUCAAUAUAUAAGUGGUUGGAAACUCAUGGAGUGGGUGAGGAGACCAUGGUUCGAAAUCCAUCCAACUAUCCUAGAAGAGACAUAAAUCGUCACAUUUGUGUUGAUUUGCUCAAGAGGGUUCCUUUGUUCAAAAACAUGAAUGAGCGGUUGCUUGAUGACAUUUGUCAACGAUUGAAGCCGCGUUUCUACACCGAUAACAGUUACCUCAUCCGAGAAGGAGAUCCCGUCAACGAAAUGCUCUUCAUCGUACGUGGUUGUCUGGAUAGUGAAACCACAGAUGGUUUAUUCAACAGUGGUUUUCUAAAAGAAGGAGACUUCUGUGGGGCUGAGCUUCUAAUCUGGGCAGUAGACCCUGAAUCCGGGGUUAACCACCCAUCCUCCACUAGAACCUUGAAGGCCGCGAGAGAUGUGGAGGCAUUUGCAUUACCAGCAGAAGAGUUGAAAUUUGUUGUCCUUCAUUUCAGGCAUUGGCGGACUUGGGCGGCAUCCUUCAUUCAAGCAGCAUGGCGGAGAUAUUCCAUGAGGAAGAACAAAGUAGCAUCAAUCAGACAGAUAAUCGCCUUCCGGACUAUCAUACAAGACAUGAAGAUUGCUAAGGAGUUAUUGAAGUUACAAAAGCCUCGGGAACCAUAUUCACGGCGCUGAUUAUAAUUAGUCAGUGAUCAUCGGAUGCCUACAUAGUAUUGCUAGUUUCUUGCAUCUUGUGCUAGUACGUUAAUACAAUUAUUUGUAGACAAAACAACAAGAUUGGUCUUUUAUGGUUUUUUUUUUUCCAAAAAGUGUAGAAAGGAUUAAAAUUCCACUAUGAUACUCUCCAAAAACUGUGGAUAGGAUCAAAAUUUUACUAUGAUACUCUCCAAAUUUUAAAUGUAAUGCAUUAUAUUUGAGAUUG